GGCGUCGGUACGGUUCCCAUACACGUAGCUCAAAGUUUCUACCGUCGCUUACACACACAUAUACACAUGUACAUAUACAUUUGCAUAUACACAUGUACAUGUGCACAGGUAUAUAUAUGUACAUGUACAUGUGUGUCGACGCAACAAGACCCGAUACGUAUACGUAUUUGUCCAUGCUUGGUGAACAAGCGAGAGUGCAGCAAUUGCAAAGCAGUGGUAUUAAUUUGUAUUCGUUGGCGCGACAGUGAGCGGAGAGACACAUGACGGCAUACACACUGACAAGAUGCUCUUGAAUGACUCUUUGCAUAAACAAAUGAACGAUAGGCUGCUUGCUUUGCUGCUUCUUUUCCCACGGCUUCACGUCAUUCAUCGCCCUCCACAGAAUAUAGGAGCAAGGGCCAUGCUUCCGUGCCUCCGCAGGCUGAUCGAUUGGAAACGCUACAUAGAAACUUCUGCUCACUUCAUUUCUUUUGCCCGAGCAUUUGGACUGCAUUGGUGUCUCCGUCCUUCACACAUUUGCACACGAAAAGACACAGACAGGAAAACACAUCGGCCUCACGGCACAAAGGUACGAACACGUAUGGUCUAUCCGACACACAAAGUACAUCAGACACAAGACUGGGCACCCAACAGACAGACAGAGAUCUGUGUGUGCACGCAGGCGUGACAAGACGUGCACUCACACAUCAGCCAGCUGGCUAUAGCUGUGGCCUCGGAACCCCUAAAGCACCAAACGAACACACUACACGACGCCUUCGCCUUUCAGCACACAUGGAUGGAUGGUACGGAUAAAGGUCUUUCCCCUGCCGGCCUGUUUUGAGCCGGGCAGGAGCAAGAGAGGCAGCAGGGUAGCAUCGACAAGGAGACACACAACCACACACACACACACACACACACACAGACAGAGAGAGAGAGAGAGACACAUACACACGAACCCCGCUUUACACAUGAAGGCAAGCAGUGGUAUGGCCAGCGGAAAAACCACAUGGGUGCAUGUCCGGCCUGCGAGUGUUGGGAGGCAAAUCCCGUCAAGUCACAGGCAUGCAGGCUGUGCACAGCGGCUGCUCUCGUACGAACACUCUGGGCCCCACUUCAAAAACUGCACCCAGGACACACUCACACUCACACACAUACACAUACACAUCGAUGAACACAUACACAACAAAAUGCCACGAGAGGUCAAAAGUGCGCGAAGGACAUGGUGCGGAAACAAAGGAAAAGGAAAACAGAGUGGCAAAAGGUGGACAAUGCGAACCACAGAAAUUGAUUCACUGACAAGGAAGUCACGUAUUAAAAGAGACCAUGCCGAGAUACCUCAGUAUUGGUCAAGAAAGUUGUUGUUCUGCCCACGAGGCACGGGAAUCGUGACUGCAGACACACCCAACGAAGCCACAGGAAGUAAGAGACAUUCUCCUUUCUCCCUCUCAGGUCUGCUGCGCAGCUUACAGUGCACUUCGAUGUCCUUGCCCUCGAUCUCUCUAUUGAACGGCGUCGCUGCGAGUGUGUACAUGCCCGGCGAGCCGAUGGCCUCACUGGCGGCUUUGGUGAAGGGUGCUUGCAGAGCCAUCGUUUCCGAGCCAGCGGGCGGCUCGCUGUUGCCGAAGGCCGUAAAUGCUUGAUCCUUGGCGCCCUGGGUGGCCCUCUCGAGAUAGGGAGGAUCUCGUAUGCUGAGCAGCAAGGACAUCAAAUUGUGCGUGUGAGGACGUGUGCGUGUGUGUGGGUGCCUUACGUGUCCCAAUCCAUGAAGUUUCCCUUACACACCACACACAACAGAGCCAGAGCAAACACGUAUCAUCAAGUACGAUUCAUAAGUGUCUCUGCCCACUUGGUAGUCAAAGAGGAGGAACUGGACGGCUGUGACGCAGGCCGACUCGGGGACGGCCGUGAAGGUGAAGUCCAUACCCAUCUCAGCGGGCACCACAAAGUCAGUCGUGCCGUCUUCUAUCACCUUGGCGCUGCCCUCGGACUGCCCUCUCUUGACGUCCACCAGCUGGAAGCCGGCAAGGGACGGAGUGACAUCUGCAGACAGAGAGCGGCCACACGGAGAGAGAGAUGCACGAGACAAGUAGGUGCAUGGAGCUGCGAACACUGACCUGUGCAAUUCUGAGCUGUGUUUGCAAUCAGGAGCGACACACACAACGCACAACGUGAAUGGCGGCCAUCGAUCUCAUUUGCCCUGUGCUUCCCCGUUACCUUCGCCUGUUGACGCAUCCUCCCCUUCCUGCUUCAGUGUCAGGACGAUGCUCUCAAGAACGUCCCCUGGCACGCCGUCUGAAGGGGGAAGACGUUCGAAGACGUGGGAAGUGUAUGUACAGCGAGGGGCCCUCGGUUACCUUUUUCUGUGCCUGUGUCAGUGUCAGUAUCUCUGUCAGUGUCUGUGACUGUGACUGUGACUGUGUCAGAAUCUCUGUCAGUGUCUCUGCCUUUGUCAAUGAUAACAGUCACUAAGUCUUUUACGCCGUCCACUAAGUCGUCUAGGUCCUUCGGUUCCUUUGUCGGGUCCUGCUCUUCCCAUUCGUCUGCUGCGACGGCAAGCCCGAGCAGGGCGAGCGACAGCAGGGUGGCAAGAGAAAAGACCCGAAGAUGCAUAGCGAGAACGAGGACGGAACACGGCAGACCUUAAUAUCGUAUGGGG
Vitrella brassicaformis is the source of this 2635-nucleotide messenger RNA. The record is from the annotation of a GenBank genome assembly. Lineage: Eukaryota; Vitrellaceae.